GAGGGCAACCCGCAGAAAGCCGCUGUCAUUUCGCUGCGCUCGUGCUCCUUCAGCUAGGGUUUCCAUUUCCUCUCUCCGCCGCCAGUAUGAGUCGUCAUCCCGAAGUCAAGUGGGCACAAAGGUCCGACAAGAUCUACCUUACUAUUCUCUUAGCUGAUGCAAAGAAUGUUCAGAUUAAUCUUGAUCCAGAUGGUGUUUUCACUUUCUCUGGCAUCACUGGUUCAGACAAUAUCUUGUAUGAGGUCAAAUUGGAGCUAUUUGAUAAAGUAAACGUUGAGGCAAGCAAACUAAACACUGGCGUUAGGAGCAUCUUCUGUGUUAUAGAAAAAGCUGAGAAAGGGUGGUGGAAGAAGCUAUUGCGUGGUGAUGGAAAGCUACCUCACUACAUUAAAGUUGACUGGGAUAGAUGGGCAGAGGAAGAUGAGGAUGAUGGCCCUAAUGCUGAUGACUUUGGAGGAAUGGACUUCUCGAAAUUCGGUAAUAUGAGGGGAAUGGACGGUGAUGAUGAUCUUGAUGUUAGUGAUGAUGAAGAGGCUGACACUGCAACGAAGACUGAAGAUCCUAUUGAAGCUGCAGAUCUGGAGAAAAAGGAUGAAACAGAAAAAGCUUCAAACGCCUAAAAUUUAAAAAAAAAAGAAGAAAACCCUAAAAGAUUGCUCUGUUGUGCUCUCCAUUGAUCUUAUUAAUGUGGUCCAGAUAUUAAAUGCAGACAUCAAGUUUUGUGCUUGUUUUGUUGUUUCCUUUCAGGUGGCUGUUUUAACUUCCUUUAAAAAAAAAGAAAAAAAAAAUCUGUAUGGAUUUUGUGUAGAAACUUGUUCUAACAACUGGUGAACAAUAGUUGAAAUAUGGCUCGUAUUAGUUUAGUUUAUUUGUGAG
This is a messenger RNA of Phalaenopsis equestris, 876 nucleotides long. RefSeq lists its product as uncharacterized. The record is from RefSeq and is a predicted model, not a curated record. Bases 87 to 620 code for a protein of 177 amino acids. The transcript is spliced from 6 exons. Gene Ontology annotation, biological process: protein folding; chaperone-mediated protein complex assembly. Gene Ontology annotation, molecular function: Hsp90 protein binding; protein-folding chaperone binding. Gene Ontology annotation, cellular component: nucleus; cytosol. Lineage: Eukaryota; Viridiplantae; Streptophyta; Magnoliopsida; Asparagales; Orchidaceae.